ACUGUUAAGUGGAUCAUUUACUUGACACAAUUGACAAACAUAAAAAAAUGACAAAACCGUUAUACCGCAAAUUGGAUGCGAUAUGAAAUUGGUUGUAUAAAAGCACAUGAACACACACCCAUGCAGCUAUAAUCGUUCGAAAGAUACAAAUUCUCUCCCCCACUCGACCAUCAAGCAAACAACCAACCCCGACCAACCGUAUAAACAAAUAAAAACGUUAUACUACUAAAUAAUUUGAUGAUGCUCCUUUAAGACACAAAAGUACAUACGGCCAUAGAAAAUCCUUGAGAGGAAGCGGCAAUAACAUAAGAUAUGAAACCAUAGAUACAAUAUCUAAGGGUAGGUAUAAUGCUUGGGUGAGAGGCAAAAAUAGUUGUAGUAGUAGUUAUGUUGUCAGGCCAUUACACUCCUAACGAGGGGAAAACAAAUUAAAUCAUUAGAGACGACAUAUCCCGCUGGCCGCUGCUGCCACCGUUCCGUUGUGCUCAAUUGGAUGCAAAUACCACCGCCAUUCCGGAUAGAGCCGAUAAACCAAAAGGCGGAGUUCUUAAUCCAGCAUCCAGCAACACAACGCACAGAGUAUCUAUUGGACUUUAUAUCCAACCACGAGGGGAACUGAUGGUGAAAGGCGUGUCUCGGAUUUGUAUUCUAAAAAUACCCCAUCUCGGUGUAUGAGAUGGGUUGAGAUUGCGAGAGUAAAACACACCCCAAUCACAGAGAAAAUAUUGCUUCUUCUUCGUCGUCGGUUGCUGGGAAAUUCGCCCUCUGCCAGUAUAUCUGAAUCAAACGGCUGAAGAGGAUUCACUUUGUUGGGCGAAGUUGAUCCAUUCUGUGUUAAUACAGAUUUCGGAAGUUCAAGGGAUGAAUGUUAUCCCGGUCGGAUGAGUUGAUUUUUAGUCGUUACAGUGCGUUCGAUGAGAUAAGAGUGAAAAGAUUUUUCCGUAAGAAUAAAAACUGAUUUAAAAAAUUCCGGGAAUAGUUCUGGGUUAUAGAAAAGUGAGAAUUCCUCCCGUGAGUGAUCGAUAGAUUGUUAAAAAAUUUUCUUUGAAACAAAAAAAAUAAUAACAAAAAAAUCAAGUGAAGUGUACUAUGGUAAUGAUGCAAACAAUCCAUUCGGAUACCUCACAUACGGGCGGCGGCCAAUUAAGUCCGAACUCAAGUCCCGAUUCUCCUAAAUCAAAUACCUCACCCGACACUAACCCUAAAAUGACCCAACAAAUGAAUAGCUUGCUGUUGGUGCAAUCACAACAUGCCAGUGAAGAUUUCAAAAUUGAUCGCUUCUCAUUUGACCGUUUGAAACAGUUGACCGAUCAUAGGAUACUUAAUAGAUUGAGUCCACCAUCAUCCGGCACUGAUACGCGUAAAGAAGAUAGCUCAAUGUCUUCUUCUGUCAAUAACAAUAACAAUAAUUGCAUUAGUAGUUUUAGUAGUAAUAACAAUAUCAGCAAUAGUAAUAAUAUAAUUAUUGAUCGUCGAUCUCAUUCGCCAUCGCCUAGAAAACCUGUUGAGCAGCUUGAAAUUGGUACGAAUGUUAGGAAACUCAUUCGACCUGAGCCGAGCCAUCAUGUGCCCAGUGGACUUUUACAUCAUCCGCAGCAUCUGCAACAUCAUCCUCAUCAAAAUUCAUCAUCGCAUCCACAACUUCCGUCACAUCUUGUUUCACCGCAUCAUCAGUUUCAAUUUCGUAAUUUACACCACGUUGUUCAGUCGCCUUCAAUUUCCCCAAAUUUAACAGACACUACACCCGCUGAACAAAAUAGUCCAAAAAGGCAUUCACAUCAACAGUCACUGUCGCUGUCGCCAACGGAAAAUAUUUCUGCACAAACGUCGUCAUCGACACCUGCUGAUAUUAUUGGAUCAGUUACAUCGACUACAAUUACUACCGUUACGCCUGUUGCCACAACGUCCAACACAGGUGCUGCGAAUGACCUUGAUAUGGAAAGGAUUAAGUUGGCAGCUGCUACGGUUGCAGCGGCCCGAACAGCAGCAAUAUCAGCGGCUAAUGAGAGGGAUCUAAGUGAUUAUGGAUUUCGGAUACAAUUGGGUGGGCUUUCUGCGGCGGCAGCAGCAGCCGCAGCAGUUGCUGGUCAAAACAAAAUGUACACUAGGAGUGAAACUAGCGAAGAACUUAACGUGGAUGGUAAUGAGGAUAGUAAUGAUGGAUCUAACGAUACACCGUCGGUAUGUCCUGUGGAUCUUACCCGUUCUGUCACAACCAACACACCUACAGAUAAAGAAGCCGCCAAACGUUUAGCAUUCUCCGUGGAAAACAUAUUAGAUCCAAACAAAUUCACAGGGAAAAAAGAAUCCAUAUCAUCACACCACUUUAAUCCUUCGCGUCAAUGGAGUUGUAGCAGUAGUAAUUACGAUCGGGACGAACUACAAGAUCGGCUGGAUGAAGAAAGUGAAAUCAUGUCUGCUCAGGAUAUCAACGACAUGGACCAGGAUGAAAUGUGUGAUGACGCAAUGAGCAGUGAUAUCGACGACAGAGCCAGUGAAACUGAUUCAAAAAAAGGCGGAAGUCGAAACUCACGCGGUAGUUCGAGUGACGGAAAAGGUCCUGGGGGAAGUAGUGGUGGCGGCGGUGGUGGUUCGAAGCCUCGCCGAGCUAGAACUGCAUUUACAUACGAACAACUUGUUUCACUUGAAAACAAAUUCAAAACAACGCGAUAUCUGUCUGUUUGCGAGCGACUUAAUCUAGCUUUGAGUUUAAGUUUGACCGAAACACAGGUAAAAAUUUGGUUUCAAAAUCGCCGAACGAAAUGGAAGAAGCAAAAUCCUGGCAUGGAUGUGAAUAGUCCGACAAUUCCACCUCCAAAUAGCGGAUCAUUCGGUCCAGGCGCUUAUGCAAGUAGUUUACUGUAUCCUCAUGCUGUACCGUAUCCACCUUAUGGACCUUACUUUCACCCUCUUGGUGCUCACCAUUUGAGUCAUUCACAUUCAUAAGUAAGAUGGCAGGACAGGGAUCGAUAUGCUUGACAUCCUGCUUUACAAAGGCGUGUGAUAUUCAGCCAGCCAACCGUAAAAUGUGAUGAUGAUGUUUUAGAUUCGUAUCAUUAGUUGUAAGGAUGAUUAUAUUAUUUUUUGGGGUUCCACAAACCCGUGGUGCUUUACAGUGGCCAACGCUUAUAAUUCUCCCCAAAAAGACUAAUUUGAUAGAUGAAAACAGGCUGACUCAUAAUGGGACAGCUUAAAAUUUUGUUUUGUUGGUGUAUCCUUACUGACAUAAAUUGUGGUUAAGAUUUAUUCUACAAUGCGCUAACAUCACAGUGUCUUAGUAAAUUGAUUCUUGCCCUAGUUAUCCGUCGGAUCUCGGGUAUGAAGUGAAGUAAACUAAUCUUUUAGACAGAAUGUAGCGACACAUGGCCAUUUUAUACUACUUGUCGGGUCUUGUGCAAAAUAUUUACAUUAAGAUGUAAUAUGAAGUUUUAUUCAUUUUCAAAAUAUUGUAUAAAAAAGGUCAUGUAAAACUUCAUUGUAGCUGAAAAGUUCAGCUUAAGCCAAAUUUUUUUUGUUUGUUUUGUAAAAAAGAAUUAUGUUAUAUGUAUCUUCUUAUAAAUAUAUAUGUCUAAGCCGUAAAAUUAUUUUAAUUAAAAAAAAUAUAAAAAAAAACGAUUUAUGUUGUUCUCUGAUGUAAAUAUGUAUUAUC
Episyrphus balteatus (marmalade hoverfly) is the source of this 3649-nucleotide messenger RNA. RefSeq names its product homeobox protein slou (gene slou). Gene Ontology annotation, biological process: cell differentiation; regulation of transcription by RNA polymerase II. The coding region runs from base 1090 to 2946 and encodes 618 amino acids. Lineage: Eukaryota; Metazoa; Arthropoda; Insecta; Diptera; Syrphidae. Gene Ontology annotation, molecular function: RNA polymerase II cis-regulatory region sequence-specific DNA binding; DNA-binding transcription factor activity, RNA polymerase II-specific. Gene Ontology annotation, cellular component: nucleus. The transcript is spliced from 4 exons. The record is from RefSeq and is a predicted model, not a curated record.